Stegostoma tigrinum is the source of this 6285-nucleotide messenger RNA. Its product is annotated as insulin receptor-like. Gene Ontology annotation, biological process: positive regulation of phosphatidylinositol 3-kinase/protein kinase B signal transduction; multicellular organism development; positive regulation of kinase activity. The transcript is spliced from 22 exons. The record is from RefSeq and is a predicted model, not a curated record. Bases 1172 to 5272 code for a protein of 1366 amino acids. Gene Ontology annotation, molecular function: phosphatidylinositol 3-kinase binding; ATP binding; insulin receptor substrate binding. Gene Ontology annotation, cellular component: axon; insulin receptor complex; membrane. Lineage: Eukaryota; Metazoa; Chordata; Chondrichthyes; Orectolobiformes; Stegostomatidae.
AAGUUUGCGCGUGGUUUAAGGUUCAAGGCUCCUCUGCUCCUCAAAAUCGUAUUUUUAUUUUGUUGCUUGUCCACCAGUUCCCCUCCCUCAAAAAAAGAACAAUUACAUUUCAAUUUAUUUUACAAAGAAGAAACACAAGAGAAAGAGGAAAAAAAUAAUUGGGAAAAAAAGAAAAUCAGUUUGGAGUGUGUUGAAGCCAAAAGGGGAAAAUACCUUGAAGGAUUUUGUUAUGCAGUUUGGCGCCUGGUGUUCUGAUAAUUUAUUAAACAUUUUUUUUGUUUUGUUCCAAUGGUGAAUUAGUGAUCUCUUUGAUGUUUUCUUUGGGCGACUUUGCAAUAGAGGAAAAAAAAGAAGAGGAAGCCUAGGCAGAAAGCCAAAGAAAAUCAAGUUGAUAUCGGCUCAAGGAAAAUUGUCUUGGAGGAUAUUUUGGUUUAUGUUUGUCGUUUUCUCGACAGAUUGUUUCCUGAAGGGAUUUUAUUUUUAAUUCUCUCUCCUCAGGACUGGUAAUGUGGGGGAAGAAAGCGGACAGUUUCAUCUUCCCGUGAUAUCAUCGAGUUAAAAGGAAAUAUAAAUAUAUGAAAGGAGUUUGAAUAUGAUAUAAAAGAGAAGGAAAUGAGGGCUUUCUUGCACUGGGGACUUUGCAGUGAAGCUACAAGCUUUACAACUCCAAUGUGAUUUCCAGAGCUUUUAUUUUGCAGAAGACAAUUGAGGAAGAUUUCUUCUGCUGCUGUGGAAAAAUUAAUCCACCAGAAACAAAAUAAAGGAGAGGGGAGUUUUUUUUUAUUUCCUUGUUCUCCCCAACAAUCUCGCCAAAAAAGAUUUUGUGGACACGGGUUGAAAAAAUACAGAUUAUUCCCCCACCCUCAUAGACAGAAUGAAGAAUUUGUUCCAAUUUAACUGUCAAGAUCACUUUAUUUAAUAUUUGUUCAGAGACGAUUCAAGAAAAUUUCAUUUGGAGGGGUCCCUAAAAUAGUUGUUAUUCUUUGAGAGAUUACUUUCUUUUGAAAAAAGCUGCCAGUUCGAAGUGCUGUCCCAAAAACAACUUUUAUUAGGCUUGCUGUACAUCCCUGAGUUUUAUUUUGGUUUUUAUUCAGUUAUAUCCAAGGCCUGUGUGCUUGUGGGGACCGUGGGUUUUGAUUUUGAUCUGCACCAGGAGAAUUCCAGUUCCAGGAUGGGGAGGAAGACUUUGAUACCAGCCAUGGUGACCCUCUUCAUCCUGGCCAAUAUUGGCCCAACAGAACCAAAAGUUUGUCAAAGCAUAGAUAUUCGAAACAACAUUACACACUUGCAGCAGCUGAGAAACUGCACUGUCAUCGAGGGAAGUCUGCAGAUCCUGCUGAUGUUUGGCACCAAACCCGAGGAUUUCCGUGGUCUGAGCUUCCCAGAGCUCACAAUGAUCACGGAUUACCUGCUCCUCUUCCGCGUCUACGGCCUGGAGAGCUUGAAAGAUCUCUUCCCGAACUUGACUGUGAUCCGUGGGACGAGGCUCUUCUUCAACUAUGCUCUGGUGAUAUUUGAGAUGCUGCACUUCAAGGAGAUUGGUCUGUACAACCUUGUGAACAUCACCCGGGGCGCAGUGAGGAUUGAGAAGAACCCAGAGCUCUGCUACCUGUCCACUCUUGACUGGUCGAAGAUUCUGGACUCGGUGGAGGACAAUUACAUAAAGUCGAAUAAAGAUGACAGAGAGUGCGGUGACGUGUGUCCAGGCGCCUUAAGGGGGAAAAGCAACUGUGCCCAGACUGUAUUCAACGAUCAGUUUAACCAUCGAUGUUGGACAAGUGAACACUGCCAAAGAGUCUGUUCCUCUGAGUGCCGUCGAAAAGCCUGUACCCCCAGUGGCAAGUGCUGUCAUGACGAAUGCCUGGGCAGUUGCACAGAGCCUGGCAACGCAGCAAAGUGCGUGGCAUGCCGACGGUACUACUACAAUGGUGUCUGCAUCCCCGAUUGCCCACCCGGCACCUACAAGUUUGAGGGCUGGCGUUGCGUCACCUUCUCCUUCUGUCAGAUGCUGCACAAUGAAUGCAAACCUUCCAAGGAGACUGAGUGCACUCGAUAUGUUAUCCACAACGGAGAGUGCAUGCCUGAAUGUCCUUCGGGAUAUAUAGUGAAUUCAUCCAGCCUGCUCUGUGAACCUUGUACGGGGUUGUGUCCAAAAAUUUGCUCGGUGAAUGUAAAGACCAUCGAAUCGGUGACAGCUGCUCAAGAGCUGCGAGGUUGCACCAUCAUCAAAGGCAGCUUGGUCAUCAAUAUCCGUGGAGGAACUAACAUUGCAGCAGAGUUGGAAGCAAACCUGGGUCUCAUCGAGGUGAUCAGUGGGUACCUGAAGAUUCGUAGCUCCUAUGCUUUGGUGUCGCUGUCAUUCUUUCGUAGCCUGAGGUUGAUCCAAGGUGAAGCUCUGGAACCUGGGAAUUACUCCUUCUAUGUAUUGGACAAUCAGAACCUACAGCAACUGUGGGAUUGGAAGAAGCACAAUCUGACUAUCUCCCAGGGCAAGAUGUUUUUUCACUUCAACCCCAAGCUGUGUCUAUCUGAAAUCUACAAGAUGGAAGAGGCAACAGGGACUAAAGGCCGGCAGGAGAAAAUGGAUAUUGCUCAGAAAACGAAUGGAGACCAGGCAUCCUGUGAAAGUCAGCUCCUGAGGUUUGUUUCCAAUAAAACGGGGACGGAUAAAAUUAUGUUGAAAUGGGAGCCAUACUGGCCACCGGACUUCAGAGAUCUCUUGGGUUUCAUGGUAUUCUUCAAGGAAGCCCCUUAUCAGAACGUGACGGAGUUUGAUGGACAGGAUGCCUGUGGGUCAAAUAGCUGGAAGGUUGUUGAUGUAGAACCCCCUGGACGGUCAGAAGGGAAGCUCCAGAACCCGGGCACUCUGCUUCGUGGCCUCAAACCCUGGACGCAGUAUGCAAUCUUUGUGAAGACCUUGCUCACGAUAAGUGACGAGCAACAUAAUCAUGGAGCUAAAAGUGAGAUUGUCUACAUCCGCACCACAGCAGGCACUCCUUCAGUCCCGUUGGACCCCAUAUCUGUGUCCAACUCUUCUUCUCAGAUCAUUCUAAAGUGGAAGCCUCCAACAGAUCGCAAUGGGAAUAUCACCCACUACCUGGUGUUCUGGCAACAGCAGCCAGAGGACAGUGAACUGUAUGAGUUUGAUUACUGCCAGAAGGGUUUAAAGUUGCCAUCUCGAGCGUCUACAACACACGCUGAUGCGGAGGACAACCAGCAGCGAAACCAGACCGAUGCGAAUCACAUCCCUGGUGAAUGCUGUGCAUGUCCAAAGACUGAAUCGCAGCUUAAACGAGACGCAGAGGAGGCUGCCUUCCAGAAGACAUUUGAAAACUACCUGCACAAUGAGGUUUUUAUGAUCAGACCUACACCUCAAGAGAGUGGUACUAAGGACAGUAGACCCUCGCGAAAACGUAGGGAACUGGGAAUCUUUUCAAACAGCAGUGCCCAGGAAGUGACCACGUCCAGCUCUGUAGGCAAUGUGUCUGCUACAAAAUGGCCAGAGGAGGAAUAUCCAAAAUUAUUGGAGAAGGUGUGGAUGAAAGAGUCCCUGGUAAUCUCCAACUUGCGCCAUUUCUCAGGAUAUCGAAUUGAAAUCCAUGCCUGCAACCAUGAAGUGGAAACCGGAGGAUGCAGUGUUGCAGCCUAUGUCAGUGCAAGGACUAUGCCCGAAGCAAAUGCUGACGACAUUGUGGGUCCAGUCACAUACGAGGUAAUCAAUAAAGUGGUUCAUAUCAAAUGGGAGGAGCCAAAGAAUCCGAAUGGUCUCAUUGUGUUGUAUGAAGUUCUUUACAAGCGUCUUGUAGACUCUGAGGAGACGCAACAGUGUGUGUCCCGUAAAAGGUACCUUAACGAGCUAGGCUGCAAACUGAAGGUACAUCAUCCUGGGAACUAUACAGUAAAAGUACGAGCCACAUCACUGGCUGGAAACGGCUCUUGGACAGAGCCAAUCUCUUUCUGCAUUCAGGAUUCAAAUGCCAAACAUGACAGUGACUUCUAUAAGAUAAUUGGCCCAAUCAUCUUCAUUGCUGUGCUGGUCAUUCUAGUUCCAGUUGUCCUACUGGUGGUGAAGAAAAGACGAACAGAAGGACCAACUGGAAUCUUCUACACUUCUUCAAAUCCAGAGUACAUCAGUGCCAAUGAUGUCUAUGUUCCAGACGAGUGGGAGGUUUCGCGCGAUAAAAUCGAGCUUCUGAGGGAGCUGGGCCAAGGCUCCUUCGGGAUGGUCUAUGAGGGGAUUGCCAAGGAUAUAGUGAAGGGUUGUCCAGAAACCCGUGUGGCAGUGAAGACAGUGAAUGAGUCAGCCAGCCUGCGGGAGCGUAUUGAGUUCUUGAAUGAGGCAUCCGUAAUGAAGGCAUUCAGCUGUCACCAUGUGGUGCGUUUACUUGGCGUUGUAUCGAAGGGUCAGCCAACGCUGGUUGUCAUGGAGCUGAUGACUCACGGUGAUCUGAAGAGCUACUUGCGAUCCUUACGACCAGAUGCCGAGAAUAACCCAGGGCGCCCGCCGCCAACUCUAAAGGAGAUGAUUCGGACAGCAGCUGAGAUUUCAGAUGGUAUGGCUUAUCUGAAUGCCAAGAAAUUUGUCCACAGAGACUUGGCAGCUCGCAAUUGCAUGGUGGGAGAGGAUUAUACGGUGAAAAUUGGAGACUUUGGAAUGACCAGAGACAUCUAUGAGACAGACUACUAUCGGAAAGGUGGGAAGGGAUUGCUCCCUGUCCGGUGGAUGGCUCCAGAGUCUUUGAAGGAUGGAGUUUUUACCACAUAUUCCGACGUUUGGUCUUUUGGCGUUGUGCUUUGGGAAGUCAGCACUCUAGCAGAACAGCCAUAUCAAGGACUGUCAAAUGAACAGGUUCUUAAGUUUGUUAUGGAUGGAGGCUUUUUGGAUCGACCAGAUAACUGCGCAGAUCGAUUACAUACCCUGAUGCAGAUGUGCUGGCAGUACAAUCCAAAAGCAAGGCCCACUUUCUUGGAGAUCAUUGAGAUGCUGAAGGACGAUCUCCACCCGAGUUUUCAAGAUGUCUCAUUCUACUACAGUGAGGACAACAAGCCACCAGACACAGAGGAGUACGACAUGGAUUUUGAGAACAUGGAAAGCAUUCCACUUGAUCCGUCUUCUUACUCACAGACAGAGACCCCCCUGAGUCACAGCCGGGACAAUGGCCCCACCAUGGGUCUCAGAGGCAACUAUGAUGAACACAUACCAUACACACACAUGAACGGAGGGAAGAAGAACGGGCGAAUAUUGUCCUUGCCAAGGUCAAGCCCUUCAUAACAUUUCUUUUACCUCCCAUUUCUUUCUGAAUUUUAGUUGUUGGGCCCUUAGAACCUUGGGACCCAACUAAGGCUGCCACAGUUUGCUACACAAGGAAAGGACCUUUGCCUUUGUUUAAAACAAAUAUUUUUUUUCUGUCAAGUGGCUGGUUAUAAAUGAAUCAAACUGUGAAGAAACAAAACACGCAUUCUAUAACAGUAGAAACAUGUACACGUACACAUGUGCCUACAUAACAUGUACAGACAUAACAUUGUGCAAAUGUGUGUACACACCCAUACAGUUCAACACCUUUUAUUUCUGAUACACAGGCACGAUUGCACAUGCCCAAGCGCUCACACACAACACACACACGUACAUAGACAUGCACACACUUACACGUGUGUACAUAGACACACAAAAACAAAAUCAUAUCAGUGAAGCAUUUCCAAGGCUGCUAUCAACAUUGCUGUGGUUCCUAGCCAGGAAGUGACCUUUUGAACUUUCAUCUGUGGAGUGCUUGAGGCUGAGAGGUUUAAGCCCAAUUUUUGGGGAAAACAAUUUCCUUCUAGAAAGAAAGGUUAAGCACGAAAGUAUCUAAGGUAUAAAAUGACAAAAAGUCCAAUUUCAUUUUCCUGAAGUGUGAACUUUUUAAUAGUGGGAUUCUUGCGGAACACAAACAAGAAAGUAAAUCUGAAUCUUCUACCAAAUUCCAAAACCCUAACACUGAUGUAUAAUUCUAAAAACAGAAAAUCACAGCUAGAGGUCAUUUUAGAUACAAUGGUUGGGUAACAGUUUCUCAGACCAAUAGUUGCUGUUUUCUCUUGUCUAUGGGUUUUAAAAGACAAAUCCUGUACUUUUAAUGUUUUUUUGUACAUAAUUGAUGUUUGUUGUAUUUUAUCCACCAGGAACAGCUUUGCAAUAAUCAAGAAGUGUGUUUCUGGGGACCAGUAGUCCCAGAGGCACAAUUUAUUUUUGUAAAAUGUGGACUAGCAUAGCGGAUGUACCAACAACACCCCCCCCCCCCCCCCCCCCCC